AUGCGGAGGAGCGCCCAUCCAGGCUGCCGGUGCCCCUGGCCACUGGAUCCCUCCCCCGGCGUCGUCGUUCGAGGCACCGCCGCGGCGCCGUCCCGCUUCUGCCGCCGCGGCCAUCUCCACGACGAUGUGGCAGACCUCCUCUCGGAGCUCCACGUUGAAGGCUGGGCCGAGCUGCCGCUGCCUGGGUCCCCCGUGUGCGCUGCCCGCAUCCUGUUCACUGCCGCAGUGCUGCCAUCGGCGUGCUUCGCGCUACCCUCCACCACACUCCCGGUUGGCACCAUGCCGCCGAUGAUGAUCCCAUGGUGA
Molecule: messenger RNA, 306 nt
Organism: Triticum turgidum subsp. durum (durum wheat)
Lineage: Eukaryota; Viridiplantae; Streptophyta; Magnoliopsida; Poales; Poaceae
Source: the annotation of a GenBank genome assembly